AUGCUUGCCACAUUCACCAUCAGGGACACGCCUUUCCCAGAAUUCAGUGCGGUGGUAAUGCUGGUGGACCAUGUCCAGCAUCUUUAUGAUGACUCGAGUGUGAAAACAGCUCUCCAACGUGAACUCAAGUGGGCCGAGGACGGCGUACUGAAGAUGGAUACCAGUAGGAGUGUCACGAUAAACGGUCUACAUGUACAACAGAGACUGUCCGACUGUGAAUUACUCGACCAUGACCAGCCAGGCCCGAUGUUUGUGCAUGAUGCCUUUAAUGGUGUGAGUGGAGACCACCUGUCCGCCAACAAACACCAGUACAGUUUCAGGAGCCAGUGGCAUUGGCCCGCUAUGUGGGACAUACUGGUGGCUGACCAGGUGAAGUGGCUCCAUAAAAGCUUGUACCACCCUAUCUGUCUAAGAACCAUUAGGACAUACCUGCACAAACACAAGAAGCACCUGUUAAGGAAAGUGAAGCCCAAAGUUAGGCUCCUCCAGAAGAGACUCCCAGACUCUGAGGGGAUUAGAGUGACCUGCCUGGCCACUGGUUUCUACCCCCGUCACAUCAACCUGACCCUGCUCAGAGACGGCCAGCCUGUGCCUGACCAGCAGAUCACUGGGGGGGAGCUGCUACCUAAUGGAGAUGAGACGUACCAGAUGAGGAAGAGCCUGGAGGUCAGCAGAGAGGAGCUACAGCAGCAUCACUAUACGUGUACAGCUCAACACCUCAGUCUGGACAACAAACUGGACAUACACCUGGACUGA
Messenger RNA from Engraulis encrasicolus (European anchovy), 756 nucleotides. Its product is annotated as major histocompatibility complex class I-related gene protein-like. The transcript has 5 exons. The record is from RefSeq and is a predicted model, not a curated record. NCBI's taxonomy places the organism in Eukaryota, Metazoa, Chordata, Actinopteri, Clupeiformes, Engraulidae. Gene Ontology annotation, cellular component: external side of plasma membrane. Bases 1 to 756 code for a protein of 251 amino acids. Gene Ontology annotation, biological process: immune response.